This is a messenger RNA of Pocillopora meandrina, 11959 nucleotides long. Lineage: Eukaryota; Metazoa; Cnidaria; Anthozoa; Scleractinia; Pocilloporidae. The record is from the annotation of a GenBank genome assembly.
ACCAUCCAGUGAAGCUGUCUUUGAUGGGAAAUUUUUUCUUCGUAGUGUGACAUUAGCACUUCAAUAUUUCCUGACAAAAAGCUCUUCCAACAUCAAAAUUAUCGAUGAGAAGUUGUUUUGCUGUGUAAGACUAGUCUACAGAGUGGAACUAUUCGGGUUUACGAAUAGUAACAUGGAGAGCCGCGUUGUUCUAGCGUGCAUGAUAUAUUUUGUCCUGCCUCAGUCCGCGUGUGGGUCGGACAUAGGGCUCGGAAGGGAAAGAUCUCCAGGAUCGCUUGAAGACGUACCCAGUAAGUAGUCUAACUUUCACUUAGGAAAAUUUUUAAAGUUUGACAUGCACAGUGGUUUGAAUUUUGGGGCUUGACCGAAAAUCUUUUUUGUAAACAAGUCUGCGUCGUUUGCAUAUGUCAGCACGUACAACUUUAUCAGCCGUCUGGAAGGCCUAACCUUGUACAAUUUGCUUUUGUUAAUUUUCAAAUACCGCCAAUAAAGUUCCUUUUUAUCUAGUAAAUAAAAAACCUCUCAGUUUUUAUCUACAUCUGACCUACAACGUUUAAUUUUUUUGCAAUAUUCUUGAUUGUUUACGCGUCGGACAAUGUAGUUGAUCCAAUCAUACAUUUUCAUCUGUGUGUUUCCCAAAGCUGCAAAAUCGUGUUUGUCAUCGAUCUUUUCGUCUGCAUGUUUGCAUAGAAGUUAACUCACCUUUCGUGUGCGACAUCGGAAGACUAGGAAGUUAUUAAUUUUUGACUUAAAGAAUUGCAAAGUUGAGUCUCGUUUUGAUUUGUGCUGAAUCUCAAUUCUGUUUUAUUUAUUCUAAUUUGGUCGUAAUGAUUUGCCCUAAUGUGGCUGGGUCGUUAUAAAUUCCUUUGUUAACUAUGAUUAGCCUUCGCAGAUUAUCCGUAUAACCACUACGCAUAGUUUGCCAUGCUUGGCGUUAAUCACUCCAAUUAAAAUUUAAGAUUGUGUAAGAACCGGAAAUUAAUUUAUCGCGUGCGAGAUAAUCUGUCUCCAAGACUUUCGUUGUGGUUUCCUUUUACAUUUAUCACCUCACGUGCUCAUGUGAUCUGAAGCAAUUAUUAAAACGUGCUUUGGUUUUUGUAAACAAAUGUUUUGGCCUUAGAAGUAUUUUACAAUUACUUUUGAACAAAACACUGUAUUAAAUGUCUGUGAUUGAUGUUACACAUUUUGUGUUGAUGCUGUUGAAUUCAAAUUAAGAAACAUGGAGUAACAGACUCGGAAACUGUAAACAAUAACAACUGUAAUUAAGAUUUAAGAGGGUAAAAAAGGAGCCCCAGUAGAGCUCUGCCUAUUGAAGCUGCAAACGGAAAUGAAAACUGGCACUAAAACGCUUUAUUUUAUGAAUUUCUCAGUUUUCAAGAUGCUGGUUAUUCAUGUGUGGGGGUAAUUUGCCAACUCCCUUUAAAAUCCACUGGUGCAGGUAAUUUGCCAUUUGGGUAACUGAAAGGUGCAAAUAUUAAAGGAAAAAGGCUUAUAGUUCAGAGCAAAAAGUUAGAGCUAACCAAGUUGGAGUCAGUGAGAUUCUGUUGCACAACAAGGAACCAUCAAGAUUUGAUUACUUAUUUCAUCAACUAUUUUAAGUUUAAUUUGUGUGUGUAUUUGACAAGGAGCACCUUAAUGUUACAUCAUAUGUGAUAAAUUGAUCACAUGUUAAAUUUUGCAGUGAUAAAUAUUUUCACCAAAAAAUUGUGCAUAUUAUUUUUAUGUAAUGUUUAAUGUACUGUUGAAAACUUCGACAAUGAAUGAGUGGCCAGUAAUCAGAUCCUUGUAUUUGUGUAAAGAUUUCUGGGAUCACCACAGGGCAAACAUUGCAAGUUGUUUGAAGGAAAUAUAUGGCAAAAGGUUGUUUGGAGCCAAUUAUCAAUGCUGGUUGGUUCUUAUUGAUCACAACACAGAGGCAAUAUAGGUGUUUCAUCACCUAAUGUAUCUCAAUAAUAUUUAAUUGUCAAGCAUACCAUUUCAAUCUAUUGCUGCCUUGUGGUAGCUGUUGUAUCAUUUUUUUUUUUUGUAUUACCAAGUGAAGAAUUAAAAAGCUGGAAGUGGACUUAAAACAAGUAAAUAAAGCUGAAAGGGCUUCAUUGAGUUAUUUCUUGGUGAUUUAUCACUAAUCAUUCUUAAGUAGGAGACAUUAUGCAAUGUCAAUUUCAGUAUAACCCUUGCACAUAGAGAAAGGGUAAUUGCUAGAUUUUGCUAUAUAUUUCAUGGUUGUUCAAACAAAACCUUGGGACACCCUUCUAUUAAUAUUACCCCCACCCAUUUCUGAUAAAAUAGAGGCAAAAAAGGGAUGAUCUCAAACCAAAAUCUUUUUUUUUUUUUUUUUUUUUUCAGACAUUAAAACAAUGUUUUGCCUCACAUUUCUCUCUAGCAAGUUGUAUAUCGACUAUCCCAGAAAAUAUUUGUGCAAACACAAGGAUCUGAUUACUGGCAACUCAUUCAUUGGUUACAUCAGCCCGAUUUGAGCACAAAUAGGACAGUGUGCACAUUAUGCUCGUACGAAUGGUACAUGUCAUGUGUGUGCACUAUUGUCGGAAUGGAAUUCAUGUCAUGUGUGCGAAAAAAAAUUAGUUUAUUCUCUAAUGCUGCUAUAGUUUUGAUUUUGCAAGAGUUCACCGUUGGUCUUAUGAAAAUAAAUAGUGGACAAUUAGUUUGUCUCGCUAAUGCUGCUAUAGUUUUGAUUAGUUGGUAACAAGACUUCACAUAAUCCAAUUCUGUCUGUAAUCACAAUUGUGGUUCACAAAUCGGACUCCCUCUUCAUGGUCAUUGGAUUCUGUUAAUCAUCUGUAUGAUCACAGACCAAAUUGGAAUCCACUCAGUCCUAAUCAGAGAUUACUUAACCAAUUAUGAAGUUCAUAUUAUGAAGUUCGUGUUGCGACCUGGUAGCUAAACUUUAUUUUUCUUAUUUGUCUACUUCUGAUUCCAUGAAAUAUUAUUGCUCAUACUUAGAAGCUUUGGUAUUCACUUAAGUUAGCCAUGUUUUAUAAGCAUAUAGAAGAUAUUUGAGUAUGUAACUUUGUUACUGAAACAGAAAGCUGAUCAAAGAACCAAAUAAUACACAUGCAUGUUUGUUUUCAUUAUUUAUGUUCCCCCUCCCCUUUUUCUUUACAGGUACAAAUGUGGUGAAACCUGAGUUUAUCACAGAACCAGAAGACAGAUUUGUCUUGUCAAAGUCACUAUGGGCCAAUUUGUUGUGCGAGGCCAGAUUUGUGUCAAACUUAAAUUUUCAUUGUACUGGUGGAUUACCUCAGAGAGAAAUUCAUUACAAUCAAACUGGGAAUCCAGUGAAGUUGCUGAUUGUGGAAAUAACCUUAAAAAACAAUGCUACUGAUGCUGUCUGCACUUGUGUGGCCACUGGUUAUAAGGGCCAAGUUAUAAAAAGUCGACCUGCAGCCAUAAGGAAAGCUUGUAAGUGGAUCUAUGUUAUCAGCAAUGUCCUGUUUUGUGUUUUUCUUUUAUUUUGUAAGAAUUAAAGGUCCUAUAGUGUCAUGUACAUGUAGGACAUAUGAAAAAAAUUUGACAGUUUGGUGCAUUACAAGUGAGGUUUGCUCAAGUCUGAUGUCUAAUUCUCAUUGGUUUUAUAAAGCUCAGGACAAAAUUGUCCUUUUAAUUUUUUUGUUUUUGCUUUUGUUUUGUUUUGUUUUUUGCUGGUUUGCAGUUCAUUUUUAAGAGUUUUUCUGGCAUAAGUUGCUUGUCUUGAAAACUGAAUGCAAAUUAGAGAAAAAGUACUGAUCUUUCUUUGCCCAAUAAAAAAAAUUAAAUGCUUAAAAGCCUAGCAUAAUUAUAUUAUUAGAGCAGCCAUGUGCACGGUAAAGGUAAUGAGUCUUGUUGACUAAUAACUUUAACUGGCCUCCGUAGUGUGAUGGGGUCUGCUGAUAGGGAAAACAGCUUGCUAAAAGAGAUGGAAAAGUAAUUGUUUUCCAAUGUUCUUCAAUUCUCUUGACAGAUCUGGACAAAAAUGUAGUGAUUUCACCAUCUGCUAACACAAGAGUACCAAAAAACACUAUGGUCACUUUGAAAUGCAAGCCUCCAGCAGGAGUUCCAAGACCAACGGUCUCCUGGUGGAAAGAUGGUCGUCUCUUGGAUUCAAGCAGCAGAGGAGUUCUGUUUGGAACUGAUCCUAACUUCCUUGAGGUCAUCAUAAGGAAAGCAAAAAUCUUACAUGGAGGGUAUUACACCUGUGAGGUGUCAAACCUUGCUGGAAGCCAAAAGAGCUCUGCUAUCAAGUUGACUGUUUAUGGUAUGACCUUUAAGCAUGUAUUGUGUUCAUGACCACUGUAUUUUUGUCUAUUAACUGAAUUUACCUGUGAUGGCAAUAGUUUUGUAGAACAUGUGUCUCUCAUGAUUAACAAUUUGCUUGCUUUUAAAGGUCUGUUUCCUCUGUUACAAGUUAAAAAAAUAACUGUGUACAAUCAAACAAAUACAAUGUAACUAAAUGUUUUGUUAAGCAAUCACAAACAAUGGAAAUCAAUCAAAACAAAAUUUGAUCAAAUGUUAUUUUAAGUGAUUGAGCAGCAAAAGAAGUCAAAGCUUAAGGCUUAACAGUUUUUUACAGUAUUACCCAUCUUUUGCAUUGUUUUUACCUGAAACCUAAUUUGUCUGAGCCAAUCAGCUUGACAAAUAUUUAGAUGUAUAUUCUACUAGAUAUUGAUAACCUAGCCACUGUACCUGACUAAUUAUUUACUUGAAAAGACUCCACAAACCUAUGAACCAAUUUCACCUGGGAGUGGUAUAAUUAUAUUGAUCAGAAAAGUUCCAAAAACAUAUUGAACCUCAUACUGAGAGACAGGGCAAAAUGGUAAUUGUCACUUAUAUGCACUAUAUGCUUGUUCUAUAUAUUUACCUUUUCAUAAUAGUUGACUAGGAAACUGAUUAUGAUGGUGGCUUAUGUACAGUUAUGUAGCAUGUGAAUUGAAUUAUUUGGUUGACAUAUUAUACUUAUUUACAGUUGAUGGUGGUUGGUCUGAGUGGCGGGAGUUUUCACCUUGUAAUGCACCCAAAUGUGGAACUGGGAGGAAGAUGUUAAAACGGUGGUGUUCAAAUCCUCCACCUCAAAAAGGUGGCAACCUCUGUGAAGGUUCCAAUAUCAAAUAUGAGCCAUGUCAAGACUUCUCUCCAGGUACUUUGUGUCAUGGUCAUUUUGGUGUAGCUAUGAAGUAGAUACAUGUAGGUCACUCUUGCAGUGUCUCCUUCCACCUACAUUUGUGAGUGGGACAAACUGUCAGCCAAACCUGACAAAUUUCUGAGAUUUCAAAUGCAUGCCAUCCAGGAACCAAAGGUAGUUCCUAGUCAAUUUACAACACAGAAACUGUGAUAAGCUUCUGGAAUGAAUGUCACUCAGCUUGAGAGCAUAUAUUAACUUUUAGAUGUAUUUGACUUAUUUGCAAUGUAAGUGUCUCAUCUAUCUAGCCUUUUUGUCAACCUCUAGCAUGCAUGUUCUUUUGAGGAUGAAUUGAAUGCAUUUUGUGUAGUUGUAAAAGUGAAUGGGGAGUCCAUGGGCUGAGAGAAUGGAGUUUGGUGGAGGUUGGAAACUACAGCACUGUACUACUGAAACAUAUUUUUCCUUUUGUCUUUAAUUCAGGAAUGGGUAAUUAUAUUCUGUUAUUGUGGUAAUAGAGACAAGCAAUGUGUAACUGACAUCUGACUUAAAAGUGAACCCUCAGGUGCUGAUUGCUGGAUACAAAAUCACACCAAAAUAAAGAUGUUUAAAACCGAACAGAAACUGUUCUAUUUAAAAUUUAGAAUGAUGGAACAACAACAAAUUCGGAUUUUUUUCCUCUUUUAUAGAUAUAAAUAUAACUUGUCCUGAUCACAUCAACAUAUUUGUCAACCAAUCAGAUGUGAGAUUGUUGAAUGUCUCUUGGAAUAAGCCUGUUAUUCACAGUGCAGGGAAUGAUACAAAGUUCUCAGUAAAAGUUAUUCCUGAUUGGGCCCAGCCACCUGCUUUGUUUGAAGCAAAAAGUUCGGUGUAUGUCAUCAAGUAUUUAACACAGGAUAAGUGCGGAUACACAGCCAGUUGUUCCUUCAACAUCACAGUGUAUAAUUAUUCUGGUAAGUCUUAGCACUUUUUGUUUUAGAUAUCAUUAGCGAUAUUCUCAGAUAUCACAGAGACUUAAGACACAAGAUAUUAGCUCUUAACAGGGUGGGUGUUAAGGCUUUUGAUGUAUACAUUUUAAUACAGUACUGAUGGAGAGUCGGUGAAUGCUUCCAUUUGUUUCCUACGAGUACAUUCAUUAAUAUUCUUUAUAGUGUCAAGACUGAGAGAUAUUCAAUAAGUGAUAUUGCAUACAGAAAUUUCAACUAAGUAGUAAACCAGAACAUGUAUGUAGGUCUUAGAAAAUGUGUGAGACUAUCUGUGAACCUUGUUUGUUCAAAACGCUAUCGUGUGAUUUACCAAUAGCUAUUUUAGGCGUAUGCCUAUCGAAGAGUCCUCAUUCAGCUCAAGAAUGACUUUUCUUAUGUCUAUUUUCCUCCAGCCUCUGCGUGUGCAACCCCGAACUGCAAGAGAAACACUUUGGCUUCAAAAGCACCACCAGUCUUUAUUUCAACGGUUAAAGCGACGAAAAUUUCAUUUGGUAAGAUCCUUUGGAACUCUCCAACGAUAGCUCCCAGUGAUAUGAUAACUAUGAUAAUAGCAAUAUCAAAAUACACGCAAUUAUGAUAGACCUGUUUAACCUUAACAAAUGAACGAAAUUUUUAUUUCUGUAAUAUUGUAAUUUAUAAUUCGUCGAAUUGUUACUUAAUUUAAAGACAUGCGUUUUCCGUCAAUCGUCGAAAUCGGCCCGGAUUUGUCAUUUUCACUAAUUACACUAUUUUUGCACUGCUUAAGCCAACCUGAACACAACACCAAGGAGAAAAAAAGCCCAUUUCUGAUAUAUUGUUUUUUUUGUUUUUUUGUUUAAGUUGCCUACAGUUUAUUUUCAAUUGUCCUUGCUGUAUUACUGCUGGUAUUCAUAGUCAUCUUUGUAAACUGGUUCAGAAAAAAGCGAUUUGGCUUUUUUGUCGCGAGGCAAAAUGAAGGUACAUGGAUACAUGCUCACGAGCGUACAUUCUGCUUUGGUGAAGGAGGUACGUAUGUCACUUACAAUGUACAAUCCUCACUUUUUUCAUAUUUACGCGCGAUAAUUGUUGCAUUUGAAGCGAAAAAGUUCAUAAAAGACUCAUGGUUUACUCAUAAAGUGAUGCUCUUUGGUUGUUUUAUGCAAUACAAAGUUUGAUUGAAUGUCGUUGUAUACUAAUAUUGCAUUAAAGAGAAACGCCUUCAUCAGUGCUAGGGUUUAUCUUAGGGUAUGGACCAGUGGCCCAAACUCGGUUCCUGUUGUUCAUUCUCGUCCUUAAUCUUAGGAUCUAUCUUAUUGUUCUCCGGUUUCCCUUGCCUCACACAAACCAGCAAGUCAAAUUCAAAUUGAACCUUGCUAUACGUAAGCUUGCAAACGACUCCUUAAAAUCUCAGCGUUAUGUGGAUGAGGAAAUUACAAUUUACCUUUUAUAACCAACUAACUUUGCGUACGAUGCAUUUUUCUACAUUCCAUUUUACAUUUAUCUUUAAGUAGUGACAUUUUUUCUUCUUGGACUACUACACAGGUUCAAAGGAUAUCACAGACGGAAAAGGGACUGUUGUAUCUCGGUGUGCAUCCUAUGCAGAGAUUCCGCCACUUAAUAGAAAGUUGACUGCUGCAUCUCCAACGGGCUCGGAAGCUUUUGACUUCCAAGGAGCAAGCGAAUAUCGAGCAGCAUCAGCAUUGCUCAAGGGGCCAGGAAAGACAAUGCAGGUUGAACCUCACGUCAGCGGUGAAGAAAGGGAAGAUAGUUCUCGAAACUUCAAGAGGACAUAUUCGUGUGUUAGUAACAAAUCAACAGCGUCCGAAAUCUCACGAAUGAUGUGGAACAUCUCCAACAUUCCGGAAAACGCUGAUCCAAAAAUGGUCGCUUGUGGACUUGUGGAUCACAACGGAGGGAAAUUCACAAUAGGGAAUACUGGUGUGAGCCUAACCGUACCAACAGGAGCCAUCCCAGAGGGUCACACUGAAGGAAUUUACAUCGCUAUUGUAAACAGAGAAAAAGAACACCCGCAAAUCACUGGCAAACAGUCACUGCUGAGUCCAGUGGUUAAAUGUGGUCCCACUGGUCUCAAAUUUCAGCGACCAGUGAUAUUAAGUAUACCACACUGCGCGCUUCUUGAUAGAGGAGCAUGGAAACUCAAAGGUAAAAAUGGAAUCAAAUUGAGUAGGUCCCUCCCUUGUAAAUACCGUUUAAUUAUCUAAGGCUGGGUAUGCAGUUUUCUGAUCUUGGGUUUUACGGCUUCUCUUUUCAACGAGGUCAUGAAAACAUUUUCAACCAGUCCUUAGGUAGCUUUUAUUUAUUUUGUUACGUUCAUUUAAUACUUGCAAUAUUGAGAUAAGUACUGAUCUGUCGAGCACAACGUCUUGCAAGCACUUCCAAUUCGAGUCUAUUAACUUGUCAAACAGAAUAACAGGGAACUCCUUAUGAAUGCAUUAUUUUCUAAAUUUUUGGGUGCUUUUCUUCACUGCAACUUGUACAGGAAAGGUUAAUGCCAACGCAGGCUAUCUUAACCUGUUAGGCUUGGGACAACAUUGGAGCCUAAAAAUGCUUUCAGGAGUGUUGUUGACGUUGUUGAUGCUGUUGGUCGUUUUUUUUUUCUUCUUUAACGACUUCUUUUCUCUACCCGACAGUGCAGUAUAAUGAAAGUGAACCCAGCACAAUUGCGGAUUGGAAGCAGCUGAUUGAUGUCAGCACUCAGGAUGGAACUGAGGACUCCCAUGUUUUAGUUGGACCCAAUACGGUCCAUUUGAUGGUGGAUCAUUUUACCCUCUUUGCUGUGAUUGGAGAGUCAACAGCCGAUCAGAAAGCAGAGCGAGAUUUGCAGGUUUUAGCUUACGUUACACCUCCAGAAGCCAACUCCGACUGUGUUGUGAGAGUUUAUUGCGUUGAAGGCACUCCAGCAGCAAUUGAGGUUUGUGAAGUGACUCGCGAAGUAAGCUUGCUUUAGUUAGAAUAGAUGAACCCAUAUCUUUCGAAUUCGUAACAAGGGUACAGCGUGAGUAUCAAUAAUCAAGGAUUCUUUACUACACAGCUAUAUACGAGAAAACGAUUAUUAAAAUGAUUAUUUCCCACCAUACAAGCAAUUGGAUGAGUUGAUAUAUAAUUUAGAUUUUGAUAUAGUACGAAUACGGUAGAUCUUUGUCCAUUUUUCUGUAAAACAGGCCUUAAAUCAGAUUUUUUCCAAAGGUGGCGAAAUAUUUCUGCAAAGUAAAGUGGCAGAAUCAUCUUUAUUAGUGUUACACAUUUUCUUUGCUUGUUCUUAGCUAUUAUACCUGUUUCUUAUUCCAGGAUGUACACAAUCAUGAAAUAAAGAAGUAUCGAGGUGAAACGAUUGAAUCUCCUCAACAACUUCGCUUCAAGGACGGCGGGGGAGAUCUUUUAGUCGAACUUACGGAUUGUCAAACGGGCUGGCAGCCCAGACUGAAAACAAAGGUAGACUCAUCUUAUCGUGGUAUGAUAUACGUUUUGCAGGUCUAUUACGUGAAGGCCAAUGUUUGCGCCUUAAAAGAGAGUGAGUGCAAUGUCUUUUACGUUGAAAGUAGUUCCUAUUUUCGUAGAAAUGGAACCUCCGACCCCAUCUUGAAAGUGGCGGGUUUUUUUUUAUUCUACGAGAUGGCUUAUUUAUCACAUGUAUGUUAUAAACCAUGGAUUGCAUUUUCUAGCAAAACUGAAAAUGCAAAUGAAUGGUAUUUUAUGACGAGAGAGUGAUUACCGGCGUCAAUUUAGCUUUUACUUUUUUUUUUUUUUUUUUUAACUCAGAAAAUUCGUUUCCGAGACAUUUGGGAAGGCAUCCACCGCUUACCGAGUGCUACGUUUGUGUUCUCCUUGCGUGACACAACUGUGUCUGGAUUUAGUGCUCAAUUUGACGUGAGACAGGAUUGUGAAAAUGGUGACGAAAGAGAAGUCAAUGUUGUGACAACGGUCAAACGAGGACAUGAGGUGAGUUUGUUGAAAUCACAUUUACAACUGAUCGUCUUAGAAAGGAAACCCUUAGUGCUGGAACAAUUUGUCUUUAUAUUAGAUCGUUUCAGAUCGUGUGACGGUUCACGGACGUAGGAAACCCUUGCAAACGUGAUUUUGAAAUGUCUAUAUUGCUUUUUGUUUCGUCUUUUUGGACAUUUUGGCUCUUAUUCCUAGAUUUUCUUAGAAAUCUUUAUGUAACAUCUGUUUGACGGCAACUUGGUCCAACAGGCUUCCCUUCAGAAAUUAUGCAUACAUACAAUGACCUGAUUUGAUCACACAUCCAGUGAAAGACUGACGUUGCUUGCCCUCAGUUUUCUUCUAACAUUGAAAGGAAUCGAGAUGUCUUGCGCCGUUCAACCCAAUAACAUAUGGAUAGGUCGCCUGUGGCUGGCUGGCACAGGCAUCCUAAUUACUGGCUAGUUUUCUGACUGACUAGCCCGCAGGCUGACAGAAACUCUAAAAGAUAAAGAAAACCUGUAAGAGUAUUGGUAAUUACUAAUCGGUAGAUCUACAUUGGUCAGUUACACUGCGGUGAAGUUGCCUUUCUUUAUAUUUUUAGGAAAGUACGGGACCAAGGAACGAUCAAAGGCAAUCAAACACCAGCCUCGCUGCAAGGUGCGAAGAUUCGGCAAACUUUCCUACAGGGGCAAGUUUUGCAUGCCUGAUGGAUCAUUCCACGGCAUUGUUGAAUGCAGGAUCAAUCGGUAAUCCUUGGCAUUAUCGACAGUCAGAAGUCGCUGGAGCAUAUGGGGGUAUCCCUUCCUCGUCUCCCAUGUCUGCAAGGCAGAUGUCGUCUGGAUACUUUUCUGUUGGUUUCGAGUCACUGCAAACUGUGGGUUUGCUGAGUCGCGAAUUGCGGAGUAAACUUGCUCUCAUACUUGACCCCCCACUAGAGUCCGACUGGAAAGUUUUGGCAGAUAAGUUUGGCCUCACUCAUGAACACAUUAAGUGGAUUGAUAGUAGGAAAAAUCAUUCUCCUACAGAAAUCCUCUUUAACUAUUUGGAGACGAUUGAUGUACCACAAUAUCGAUUUUCUCUGCCAAAAUUAUCAGAAAUACUGCAGCAGAUUGGUCGGGACGAUGCCUUUGAGAUUGUUACCGCUGAAAUGUCAAAGAAGAAAGAAACAGAAGUUUGAUUCCCAGCUUUAGUAGAGAUGCCAUGGGAAGCAACAUUUUACACUAACAGAUCUUCAGGAGAAAAGCCCUUUAAGGCGUUUAAAAGUCUUUACGUUACAACCUUUUCUCGAAGUUAAGAUUCUUGGCAAAGGAUCUUAACAAUGCAGACGGCUAAUGUUCUCUAAUAUGAACUGAAUUUAUGUUCAUUCCUCUAAAGAAUGAUCGUUUUCGCUUCUUUAGCACUGAACAUUGGAAAUAAGUUCCCAUUGUUCCGCAUAUUACCUAGAUACAUAAUGGGAGAUGUUGAGUAGUCAUUUGAUGGCUUAAAUGUCAUUUUAUUGUUUGCAAAACAAUUUCUCAGACCAGAAAUCGUUCUUACGCUAUUUUCUCAGAUUUAUCGGGCUUUUUGAAACGAGUGUUUAACCUUCCGGACAAGAGCGUAUGAAAAGGCUCGCCAGCAUGGCUUAUGUUUUCAUUUUCGGGUACAAUGACAUGAUCAACCACCUCUCCGGUCAUCAUCAAUGCUUGGCGAGGUAAAUAUGAGAAAAGACAGGUACUUUGGGAUCUAGGUUUGUCACUAUCGUACCCAUUCAAAUGCUGUAGUUUUAGCUUUCGCCAGGGGACCUAGUUUUGAUGAUUUUCACAGCUUUGGUAACGCUACAUUUACCCUAUACCAAAGAGAUCGAUGAAUUAUUUUAGUACUAUCUAUAAUUUAUUUUGUUGUUUUUGGACAUUCUAUUAUUUUUUAAUUUAAAAUAUUUUCUAAUCUGAUCUCUGUGAAAAUAAAUAAACUUAGAAAUAAAAAC